AUGGCCUCUCUUUACGCUGAUCAUCCUUUCCCUUUAAUCCCGACUCCAGCCCACAAAGAAGCAGAGCCCGACAUGUUUUCCCGAGUCGCUUCCGAAAUGUCCCUCGUCCAUAAUAUGGUUAUCCGCGGCCUCAACUCCAUCUACCUGCAAGCCCCACGAGUCUCCCAGAACGAGGUGCCCUCUUUCUUGCAAUACGCGCUCGCUUGGUGGGCACUGGUCAACGUGCAUCACACGGGCGAGGAGACGGACUUUUUUCCAUACUUGGAAGAUGCCACGGGGCAGAAGGGGCUGAUGGACGUCAACGUGGACCAACACCAUGCGUUCCGAGACGGGCUGCAAAGCUUCAAGACAUACAUGGAGGACUGUGUUGCUGGAAAGCAAACAUUCGAAGGCAACAAGGUCGUUGGAAUAAUUGACGAGUUUGGAAAAGUGUUGGUCACGCACCUGACAGACGAGAUCCCUACCCUGUUGCAGCUGCGCGAGGUUGGAAUGGAUAAAUUGGGAGGUCUGGAGAAGCGGUUUGGCCUGGAAGGAGAAAAGAACAUGAAACUGCUGGGACUCGUACAGGGCUUGCCCUUCUGCUUCUGCAACCACGAUGUCCAGUAUGAGGAUGGUAAGUGGGCGAGUUGGCCGCCAGCCCCGCGCAUCGUACACAUCCUUGCUCGCCAUGUCACGUACUGGGUGCAUCGAGACCGGUGGAAGUUUGCGGCCUGUGAUCGAUACGGACAUUUACGGCCGCUCCAUUGCCUUUCCCAGGAAAAGGCGUGA
This is a messenger RNA of Ilyonectria robusta, 768 nucleotides long. RefSeq names its product hemerythrin HHE cation binding domain-containing protein. The coding region runs from base 1 to 768 and encodes 255 amino acids. The record is from RefSeq and is a predicted model, not a curated record. The transcript is spliced from 3 exons. Lineage: Eukaryota; Fungi; Ascomycota; Sordariomycetes; Hypocreales; Nectriaceae.